GAUCCUCGAGCUGCACGACUGCAGCGGCGCACCGGACGCGGUCCUCGGUUCUCGGGUCGGAGACAUGGAGCCGCUGCUCGGUGAGAUGAAGCAGCUCUGCGGGAGAAUACACGAGGCCUGCAGCGAGCUGAAGGAGGAUCUGACGCCUUUCAGGAGCGAGCGCUUCUACAGGUUGGCCCCCAUGCGUCUCUACACUCUCUCUAAGAGGCACUUCGUUCUGGUGUUUGUGGUUUUCUUCUUCUGCUUCGGCGUCUCCACACUCAUCGGUGUGUCAGGACCCAAGAUCAUUACUGAGAUUUAUUCCAACGGUUUAAGCGUCAGCGCCAAUGGAUCAAAGACCGGACCCUUCGACCUCAAAUCUCAGCCGCUGUCCAACUACAACCAGCAGCUGUGGCUCACGUGCAUCAUCCAGCUGGACAACAACAUUGCAGAUCUGAGCUUGAAGGAGUUUGGGAUGAACGUGGAGCUGCAGGGAGUGAUGCAGGACGCCAGCGUGAUGCGCAUCAGCAACAACAUUCACAACAAGAACAGAACCCUGCACUGCGCCGCCCACCAGCAGGCGUGUGAUGAGAUCAUCGUUCUUCAUCUGGGGUAUCUGAACUACACUCAGUACAAGAUCAGCGUCAGCUUCAGGAACCUGCUGCAGGACCGAAUCAAAAACGUGACUUUUGUGUUUAAGAUGUACAACGCCACGUUCUCUCAGGUGGAGAUCUGGUUCCGCUUCGUGUUCGUGGUGAUGACCUUCAUCGUGACCUGUGUGUUCGCUCACUCCUUACGCAAGUUCUCCAUGAGGGACUGGGGCAUCGAGCAGAAGUGGAUGUCUGUUCUUCUUCCUCUGCUGCUGCUGUACAACGAUCCGUUCUUCCCUCUGUCGUUCCUGCUCAACAGCUGGGUUCCGGGAACGCUGGAUGCGUUCUUCCAGGCUCUGUUCCUGUGUGCACUGCUGCUCUUCUGGCUGUGUGUGUAUCACGGCAUCCGUGUGCAGGGCGAGAGGAGGUUCCUGACCUUCUACCUGCCCAAGCUGCUGAUCGUGGGGCUGCUGUGGCUCUCGGCCGUCACACUGGGAAUCUGGCAAACGGUGAACGAGCUGCAGGACCCCACGUACCAGUACAAAGUGGACAUCCAGAACUUCCAGGGCAUGAAGAUCUUCUUCCUGCUGCUGGUGUCUGUGUAUGUGCUGUAUCUACUGUUCCUGGUGCUGCGCGCCUGCUCCGAGCUCAAGAACACACCCUACACAGACUUGCGUCUGAAGUUCCUGACGGCACUGACACUGCUGGUGCUGCUGAUCAGUCUGCUCAUCCUGUACCUGAGGUUCGGCUCCAAGGCUCUGCAGGACAACUUCGUCUCUGAACUCUCCACUCACUACCAGAACUCAGCGGAGUUCUUGUCCUUCUACGGUCUGCUGAACUUCUAUCUCUACACGCUAGCGUUCGUCUACUCGCCCUCCAGAAGCGCUCUGUACGACUCGCAGCUGAAGGACAAUCCUGCCUUCUCCAUGCUCAACGACUCGGACGAUGAGGUGAUUUACGGGAGCGAUUAUGAGGAGAUGCCUCUUCAGAACGGCCGUGCCAUCAAAGCCAGCGGCAGACACCAGGAUGAGAGCGAGAGCGACUGAAAGCGGAGUGACUCCGGAUCGCUGCUGAAGUGUGUGAACAGAUUUGAAAGCUACAGUAGUGUGUGUUUGGAGGCCAGCUGUGACUGAAGAUCAGUGUUUCUGGGGUCGCCUCUAAAUGAAAAGGAGAAGAAUGAAUCGUGUAUAUUCUCCUGAAGCACAUCUCAGUCCUGUAACGAGGAAGAUCACACAUGAAGAACAAACCUUCAGUUCAGUCACAGUGAUGGAAGGUGUACGUUUACAGAAUGUAUUUAAGUAUAAACACAAAAAAAGUGUAAAUAUUUUCAUAUAAAUGUUUUUUUUUUUUUUUUUUUUUUUUUUUUUUUUUUUGCAAUGCAGUAAUGACAGUGUAGGGUAAAAUGUGCUUAAUUGUCAUGAAAAUAAGUGUAUUAAGGGUCUCAGAUUAUUUUUUAGUUAGAUUUCCGAGUGAAAUUUCAAGAAAUUCCUUGACCGUGUUUAAGCCUCGUUUCUUCUCCAUGAAUGAUGCAGAGAAGUGAUUUAUGUGCAUUUAUUUCUGAUGAUUUCUGGCUCGUUUGAGCCGUUUUGCCAACAUCCAGAUCCUGUGUGAAUUAUCUUCUCACAUUCCUUUUUUACGUUUCUCUCUUGCUGUCUGUUUUUGUGUAUUUCUGAUUCUGAUCACUUCCUGUUUGGAGCUGUAAUGAUGGGACUGGACUGUGCUCCUGAAGUGAUGUCUGUAGACGUGUGUGAUGAUGAUGAUGAUGAUGAUGAUGUGAUGAUCACUGGACUUCCUCAUCCCUCGGUCCAGACGUCCAGCUUCUGAAUGUGGAAUAAAAGCUCCAGGUGUUUUCCA
Molecule: messenger RNA, 2423 nt
Organism: Carassius carassius (crucian carp)
Lineage: Eukaryota; Metazoa; Chordata; Actinopteri; Cypriniformes; Cyprinidae
Product: transmembrane protein 181-like
Exons: 17
Coding region: 65-1615 (516 amino acids)
Molecular function (GO): toxic substance binding
Source: RefSeq, a predicted model, not a curated record